Molecule: messenger RNA, 1575 nt
Organism: Westerdykella ornata
Lineage: Eukaryota; Fungi; Ascomycota; Dothideomycetes; Pleosporales; Sporormiaceae
Product: aspartate kinase
Exons: 4
Coding region: 1-1575 (524 amino acids)
Biological process (GO): amino acid biosynthetic process
Molecular function (GO): aspartate kinase activity
Source: RefSeq, a predicted model, not a curated record
AUGAACGGAUUCACACACCAGUCGGAAAGAAUAGCACACACGGCGGAGAAACACCUCCCCGGCGGUUGGAUCGUGCAGAAAUUUGGUGGCACGGCUGUCGGUAAAUACGCGGAGAACAUAUGUCAGGUCGUCAAGACGAGCCUGAAGGAGAACCGCACGGCCAUUGUGUGCUCGGCGAGGAGCAACAAUACUAAACUCGAAGGGACUACCAAUCGACUUCUACGAUGUGCCCGCGCUGCAGAGAAGCCCGGGUCUCGUGGGUACGAUGACAUUAUCGAGGCGAUUCGGGCGGACCACGUCCAGGCUGCGGAGAACACGAUUGCGUCUCCGGAGAUACUCGCCGCGUAUACAGCGGGUGUGGACGCUGAGAUGGUCAAUCUGACCAAGAUACUCGAGUCGGCGCAGCACCUCGAGGAAGUGUCGUCGCGUGUGGAGGACAAGAUUGUUAGCAAGGGCGAGAAAUUGAGCUGCAUGUACAUGGCCGCGCUAUUGCAGGACCGUGGCGUGCCUGCUCAGUUUGUCGAUCUGUCGGACAUCAUUAAGGGGAAUGGGAGUCCGCUCAAGGGGUUGAAUGAGAGCUUCUAUAAGAACCUGGCGCAGUCUUUGGCUGAGGAGGUGCGCGCGUGCGGGGACAAGGUUCCCGUCAUUACUGGAUACUUUGGCAGUGUGCCUGGCGGUAUCUUGUCGAGCAUUGGGAGAGGGUAUACCGAUCUCUGUGCUGCGCUGGUGGCCGUGGGUAUCCAGGCCGAAGAGCUUCAAAUCUGGAAAGAGGUUGAUGGCAUCUUCACCGCUGAUCCGCGAAAAGUCCCCACCGCACGUCUCCUAUCCAGCGUUACUCCGUCCGAGGCAGCUGAGUUGACCUUCUACGGGUCAGAGGUCAUCCAUCCCUUUACUAUGGAGCAGGUCAUACGCGCCCGCAUACAAAUCCGCAUAAAGAACGUCAUCAAUCCUCGCAACAGCGGAACUGUAAUCUACCCCGACUCCCAAGAAGAGAUCGAUGACAAGGCGCCUCUCCGCGAUCCAAAGCUAUUCCGCACGAGGUCGGCGAGCCUCCUGACUCAAGUUCAGGGUCCCAAGCGCCCGACAGCCGUCACCAUCAAACACAACAUCGUUGUGCUUAACGUACACAGCAACAAGCGCACGCGCGCCCACGGUUUCCUUAUGAGCAUCUUCAGCAUUCUCGAUAAGUGGCAUCUUUCUGUUGAUUUGAUCUCCUCGUCCGAGGUUCACGUUUCCAUGGCAUUGCACUCCGAAUCGGCGUUGUUGAGCGGCGGCGGAGAGGACGAGUACCGCAUCGCGAAUGAGGAUCUGAAUGGCGCCGUCAUUGAGCUGGGGAAGCUGGGCACCAUCGACAUCGUCCCGGAUAUGGCGAUUGUGAGUUUGGUGGGCCGGCAGUUGAAGAAUAUGGUUGGUAUUUCUGGCAAGUUUUUCAGCGUUCUGGGAGAGAGCAAUAUCAACAUCGAGAUGAUUUCGCAAGGCGCAAGCGAGAUCAACAUCUCGUGUGUUAUUGAAGCACGUGAAGCGGAUCGCGCGCUUAACGUUGUUCAUACGAAUCUUUUCACGUUUCUGGAGUAG